UUGGCCUCUGUGCUGAUCAAAUAAAUUACAGAGCUUUUUAAGAUCUGCCAGAAAGCCACCUAGCAUUCUAUAAGCUGCUGCUGCUGUUUAACUGAGAGCUGAAGGGUAAUUUCCAAUCUCCGCUUCAGAGGAACUCUACGACAAUGAAGAGUCAUCACAAGAUCAGUGAACUGUUGUUGGCUUAGUUUCUUGUAACUGUUACCUGCAAAUGAUGUAUUUAUUCUGCUUGUAGAAGAUAAUGAAGCUGGGAAGGAUUUAAAAGACUACAGCGUGUCGGGGGUUGCCUGAUGCUGGCUGCAGCUGUAUUCAUGUGAAUUAGCUUACUUUCUAAGGGAAACCCUGGAGUGAGCGUCUGCCAGGAGACUAAUAAUCCGCUGAGCUCUUUGGAGAGGACUACAAUUAUUAAAGCAGGGAAAAGGUUGCUGGCUUCACAGGCAUUACCUCUGAAGAGGGGACAAAAGAGAUAAAAAGGGACAAUCCUUACAAGCUAACUUACCAAAGAAUGAUCUUUAACCUAAAAGCACCUCCAGCCCUGUGAACAUGGAAAAUCAUACCUCCGCUGCACUAAAUGACACAGCCCUCCAGGACAGAGAAUGGAUUGGUCUGGAAUAUCAAGUUGCCACUAUAUUCCUGGUGAUUGUCAUCUGUGGACUUGGUAUAGUUGGAAACAUUAUGGUGGUUCUGGUGGUUCUAAGGACUAAACAUAUGAGAACCCCAACUAAUUGUUAUCUUGUUAGCCUUGCUAUAGCCGAUCUCAUGGUCCUGGUGGCAGCAGGGCUUCCCAACAUAUCUGACAGUCUCUAUGGCUCAUGGGUAUAUGGAUACAUGGGAUGCCUGUGCAUUACUUACCUUCAGUAUUUGGGAAUUAAUGCAUCAUCUUGUUCCAUAACUGCAUUUACAAUUGAGAGGUAUUUGGCAAUCUGUCACCCAAUCAAAGCCCAGUUUCUGUGCACUAUCUCCAGAGCAAAGAAAAUCACUGUGUUCGUCUGGGUCUUCACAUCCCUCUAUUGCAUGAUGUGGUUUUUCUUACUUGACCUCAACAUCACAGUCUACAAAGAUGGCCCUGUUGUCUACUGCGGCUAUAAGGUCGAUCGGAGUUACUACUCUCCAAUCUACUUAAUAGACUUUGCUGUAUUCUAUGCUGUGCCAAUGACAUUAGCAACUGUCCUGUAUGGACUUAUUGCAAGAAUUCUAUUUUUGAACCCUAUACCGUCAGACCCCAAAGACAACCUGAAAACUGGGAGAGGUGAAUCAACAAAUCAGAAUAAGACAUACAACUCCAAAAUGUCUACUAGGUGUUCUAAUAAUACCAUAUCCUCCCGGAGACAGGUGACAAAAAUGUUGGCUGUCGUCGUGAUUCUGUUCGCCUUCCUCUGGAUGCCAUACAGGACCCUAGUGGUUGUGAACUCUUUCCUGUCCAACCCAUACCUUGAAAACUGGUUUGUAUUGUUCUGCAGAAUCUGCAUUUACCUAAACAGUGCCAUCAACCCUGUCAUCUAUAAUCUCAUGUCACAGAAGUUCCGAGCCGCCUUCAGGAAACUUUGCAAGUGCAACAAAAAGCGUUCGGAGAAGCCUACAAAUUAUGGAGUGGCACUUAAUUACAGCGUUAUCAAGGAGUCAAGCAAUGGAGGAAGCCCUGAUCAUUUCAGCACUGAGUUGGAUGACAUCACCGUGACUGAUACUUACCUAUCCGGUACAAAGAUGUCCUUUGAUGACACCUGCCUACCCGCUGAUGUCACAUACAGCAGGUCAUAGCCGGUAGCCAACAAGUCAAAGCCAGAUAUUGAUUAUUACAAGGGAAAUUUUAAUCUUGUCAUGUUAUUUCACUGGACAGAAAGAUUUUUCUUGUUUGUUAGAAGAUUCAAAAAUCUAUAUUUUUUCAGUAUAUUGGGAGGAACGUAAAAAGGGUAGACGGCCUACAAAACCUUCACAUGUAUCUCAAGUGAAACCGCUUUUGAAUCGAGGAAGGUCUAGAUCCCCUAUUAAGUAUUUAUUGAUCUAUGUUUCUUCAUCAGUGAGAUCUCCCUGCCCCCAGAAAUACAACAGGAAGUGAGAGUAUAAUAAUAUAAAGAAAGGGUUUUGCGCAAAAACUAAAUGGUACAGUAUCAAAUAAAAAGAGACGGUGAUGGGUGAUAAUCAAUCAAUAAUCAUAAACAUGUUGAUCAAUAAAG
Rana temporaria (common frog) is the source of this 2171-nucleotide messenger RNA. RefSeq names its product thyrotropin releasing hormone receptor (gene TRHR). Gene Ontology annotation, molecular function: thyrotropin-releasing hormone receptor activity. Gene Ontology annotation, cellular component: membrane. Bases 541 to 1755 code for a protein of 404 amino acids. NCBI's taxonomy places the organism in Eukaryota, Metazoa, Chordata, Amphibia, Anura, Ranidae. The record is from RefSeq and is a predicted model, not a curated record. Gene Ontology annotation, biological process: phospholipase C-activating G protein-coupled receptor signaling pathway. The transcript is spliced from 3 exons.